AUGGGUGAGUUCGACGACUACUGGGCGCGGGCGUACAGAAGCGACUCCGGGGUCCCGCACUCCAACCCGCAGCGCCUUGUUUCCACCUGGACGGGCGCCUUCGCCCUGGGCACCGCGGCCUGCGUCCACCACCACGCCUCCGCGCUCACCUCUCACCUCUCACCUCAAGUCCCUACCCACCAGGUGACCUUCCGCAUCCACGCACACGUGCACUUAGAGUUUGUUCCAAUUCUCCUGUUCUUGCUUGCGGUUCGGACCAUGUUGACACCAGGGAUCGCAAUUUAUCACUAG
Messenger RNA from Miscanthus lutarioriparius, 291 nucleotides. Lineage: Eukaryota; Viridiplantae; Streptophyta; Magnoliopsida; Poales; Poaceae. The record is from the annotation of a GenBank genome assembly.